GAAAAGUAAAGUUGGCUGCAAAGAUCCAUUGCAUUCUUGCCCACCUGUCUGCUUCUCGUUUUUCUCAUCAGUGCAACUCAUAGAAGGAAGAAAAACAUCUGGAUACGGCGCUUCAGAUUUUCAACUUCUCCGCAGGUAUCAUCAACUGAAGCAGAGCCAAAGAAAAACCAAUCUUACCGCCAGCUCUCUGUUUUUGCUUUCUUGUUCUUGUUGUUUCGUAUCCGUUUUAGAGCUGUUUUCUUUUUACCGUUCUUUUUGAUCCUCUGAUUCGUGCUCAGGCGUGGCAAAAAAUGUUCCGUGUGGCUCGUGUUCUCCGCGGCGUUAGCCCGUUCUCGAUUUUCCUCAUGGAUCAGAAGAGCAACCCGGCUCUGAAGGGCGUGCCGAUUGCGAAGCGCGGUCGUAUGCUGUCGAAGAUGUACAAGGAGCUCUCGCAGCAGCAGCGGAAGGAGCUGCAGAAACGUGCAGAGAGCCACCCCAGCAUGAACAAGAAGAAGACGCGCAAGAGGCCGUCCCGCAAGAGCGAGUUCUCUGAGUUCGUGCGGGAGAACUACAACGUGGUGAAGGGGUUGAACUACAGGAAGCGCUUUUCUGCACUGUCGCAGUUGUACGAGCUCCGCAAACCGCUGGAUGUGCAGGUGGCCAAGGCGAUAAAAGAGGUGAACACGAAGAAGCGCGUGGCACCGGCUAAGAAGGCGGUGAAGAAGGCGGUGAAGAAGGCAGCGUCCAAGGCGGCGUCCAAGGCGAAGACCGCAGAGAAGGGGUAG
Messenger RNA from Leptomonas pyrrhocoris, 764 nucleotides. RefSeq names its product putative mitochondrial kinetoplast DNA-associated protein. Lineage: Eukaryota; Euglenozoa; Kinetoplastea; Trypanosomatida; Trypanosomatidae. The transcript has a single exon. The record is from RefSeq and is a predicted model, not a curated record. The coding region runs from base 291 to 764 and encodes 157 amino acids.